GGUUCCGCCUCAGAGCCUGAAGAAACUCGAGGGAAACCGCGAGCGAUUUCGAUCACUUUCGCGUCAUGGAGCUUCAAAACACCGACUCCUUGCCUCACGAGGAACCUGAGGAGGAAAAACGGAACGGUGCGAGGGCACCCAUGGUCUUGCCGGCUGGAGAGGGGAGAAAUGAGGAAGCGAGUGGACAAGGCCAGCCUGGGCGGGAAGCCGCAGCAGCGGAAGGGGAAGGAGCAGGAGAAUUAAGUGGAGAAGGCCCCUCGGCUGCUGAUGCUGCAGGCCUCGAGGAUGGCGGGAACCAAGAGGGCGCCUGUGGCGGCGCCCGGGAGAAUGAGCAGCGACCUCAGGAGCCGGUUCACGAGGGCAUGGGGGGCACCGAGGGUGUGCAGUCUGUGCCAGCACUGGUGACCCAUGCCCAGCCUGUGCCACGUACAGUAUGUCGUGUACAGCCUGUAUCAGUUACAGCUCCCCAGGUACAGCCUAUGCCACCUAUGUUGCCCUGUGUACAGCCUGUGCUAAUUAAUGUGCAUAGUAUACAGCCUGUGUCAGUUAGGGCGCCCCAUGUACAGCCUGUGUCAGGCACCUUUCCCUGUGUACAGCCUAUGCCAGUUAUGGUGCCCAAUAUGCAGCCUGUGCCAAUCACUGUGCCCAGGAGACGGUCUGUGCCCAUUAAUGUGCCCCGUGUCCAGCAUAUGCCAAUCACUGUGCCCAGGAGACGGUCUGUGCCCAUUAAUGUGCCCCGUGUCCAGCCUAUGCCAAUCACUGGGCCCAGGAGACGGCCUGUGCCUGUUAAUGUGCCCCAUGUACAGCCUAUGCCAAUCACUGUGCCCAGGAGACAGUCAGUGCCUAUUAAUGUGCCCUGUGUCCAGCAUAUGCCAAUCACUAUGCCCAGGAGAGGGCCUGUGCCUGUUAAUGUGCCCCGUGUCCAGCCUAUGCCAAUCCCUGUGCUCCAAAGACAGCCUGUGCCUGUUAAUGUGCCCCAUGUCCAGCCUAUGCCAAUCACUAUGCCCAGGAGACGGUCUGUGCCUGUUAAUGUACCCCGUGUCCAGCCUAUGCCAAUCACUGUGCCCAGGAGACGGCCUGUGCCUGUUAAUAUGCCCCAUGUACAGCCUAUGCCUGUUAAUGUGCCCCGUGUACAGCCUAUGCCUGUUAAUGUGCCCCAUGUACAGCCUGUGCCAAUCACUGUGCCCCAUGUCCAGCCUAUGACAAUCACUGUGCUCCAUGUACAGUCUAUGCCUGUUAAUGUGCCCCAUGACCAGCCUAUGCCAAUCACUGUGCCCAGGAGACGGUCUGUGCCUAUUAAUGUGCCCUGUGUCCAGCAUAUGCCAAUCACUAUGCCCAGGAGAGGGCCUGUGCCUGUUAAUGUGCCCCGUGUCCAGCCUAUGCCAAUCCCUGUGCUCCAAAGACAGCCUGUGCCUGUUAAUGUGCCCCAUGCACAGCAUAUGCCAAUCAAUGUGCCCAGGAGAGGGCCUGUGCCUGUUAAUGUGCCCCAUGUACAGCCUGUGCCAAUCACUGUGCCCCAUGUACAGCCUAUACCAGUUAAGGUAACUAGCACACCACAUAUGCCAGUUCCUAUUGCACAGCCUAUGCCAGUCAGGGUGGACUGUGUACAGCCCACACCAAUUAUAGUACCCAGUGUUCAGUCUAUGCCAGGGAUGGUGCCCAAUGUGCAACAUGUGCCAUUUAUGGUACCCUGUGUCCAGCCUAUGCCAGCUACAAUGACCCAUGUUUCACCUGUGCCGCCUGUGCCCUGUGUGCCGCCUGUGCCAGCAACAGUGCCCCGUGUGCGGCCUGUGCCAGCAACGAUGCGCCGUGUGCGGCCUGUGUCGGUUAGGAUGCCACGUGUACAGACUGUGCCAGAUACGGCGCCCAAUGUACAGCCUCUGCCAGCGCUGCUGUCCCGCCGCCGUCUCCGUGACAGGUUUAUGAGGAUGCACCUGCAGGAGCCAGAACGGUUUUUCCAGAGAAAUGACUAAA
Molecule: messenger RNA, 1974 nt
Organism: Peromyscus maniculatus bairdii (prairie deer mouse)
Lineage: Eukaryota; Metazoa; Chordata; Mammalia; Rodentia; Cricetidae
Source: RefSeq, a predicted model, not a curated record